Molecule: messenger RNA, 1274 nt
Organism: Pelobates fuscus (common spadefoot toad)
Lineage: Eukaryota; Metazoa; Chordata; Amphibia; Anura; Pelobatidae
Gene: MCHR2
Product: melanin concentrating hormone receptor 2
Exons: 6
Coding region: 185-1216 (343 amino acids)
Biological process (GO): neuropeptide signaling pathway
Cellular component (GO): neuron projection; plasma membrane
Molecular function (GO): G protein-coupled receptor activity; neuropeptide binding
Source: RefSeq, a predicted model, not a curated record
UGAGCAGUUCUAAAGCCAGCUAGAAAAAGUGGGACCUUGCAGAACUAUUUAACUUUUCUACAUACAGUUUAGGGACUUAAUUUUCCAUUUUCUUUCAUUGCUGUGCAAUGUGAGGGCGAUUGUCAGCAGUUGUGGGUUUCCCAUCAUUCUUUUUGACAAAUAUAAGAAGGUUACGUCAUUUACAAUGAAUGAAGUUCAUAUAUCUUCGUGGAAUAGUACAGGUGACUUUUUCAAUAAAUCUUGGGAUGCACAAAAUGAAUUCCAUAUGAUCAAUACUGCAGAGACUGUUAUUCUUCCUUCAUUUAUUGGCAUUAUCUGCUCAACUGGAUUGGUUGGAAAUAUCCUGGUACUUGUCACAAUAAUAAGAUCUAGAAGAAAAACUAUUCCUGAUAUCUAUAUCUGUAAUCUGGCAGUGGCAGAUUUGGUUCACAUUAUUGGAAUGCCAUUUCUUAUCCAUCAGUGGGCUCGUGGGGGAGAAUGGGUAUUCGGAAGUGCCCUCUGCACAAUUAUAACAUCUUUGGAUACAUGCAAUCAGUUUGCCUGCACUGCUAUUAUGACAGCAAUGAGUUUGGACAGAUAUAUGGCCCUUGUGCAGCCAUUUCGCCUGACAAGCUUAAGAACAAUAUCAAAGACAAUUCGUGUGAACAUUCUCCUCUGGGCAGCUUCAUUUGUUGUUGUGUUCCCUGUUUGGGUCUAUUCUAAGGUUAUUGAGUUCAAAGAUGGCUUAGAGAGUUGUGCAUUUGAUUUAACUACACCUAAUGAUGUUCUAUGGUACACACUGUAUUUGACUAUCACAACCUUCUUCUUUCCUUUACCACUUAUAGUGGCUUGUUACAUAUUAAUUCUGUGCUACACGUGGGAGAUGUAUCAUCAAAAUAAAACUGCAGGCCGUUACAACAACAGUUUGCCUAGACAGAGAGUCCUGCGGCUUACCAAAAUGGUCCUUGUGUUGGUGGGAGUAUUCAUAGUCAGUGCUGCCCCGUAUCAUGUGAUACAGAUUGUAAACCUUCAUAUAUCUAAACCAUCACUGAUUUUCUAUGUGAGCUACUACUGCUCUAUUUGUCUCAGCUACGCAAGCAGUGGGAUCAAUCCUUUUCUUUAUGUUCUGCUUAGUGGAAACUUUCGCAAAAGACUAACUGAAUGUACAAAAGUCAGAAUAAAAAUGUCAGAACGUGAACUGAACAAUAUUGAUAAUACUCUGAAAUCCAGCUUUUAGUUUUUUUUUUUAUAAACCAGUUAUAAUGAUGAUGUAUAUAUGUAUAUGUUCUAGACAA